This is a messenger RNA of Hibiscus syriacus, 2191 nucleotides long. RefSeq names its product protein NTM1-like 9. The record is from RefSeq and is a predicted model, not a curated record. Gene Ontology annotation, molecular function: DNA binding. Gene Ontology annotation, biological process: regulation of DNA-templated transcription. The coding region runs from base 114 to 2036 and encodes 640 amino acids. The transcript is spliced from 6 exons. NCBI's taxonomy places the organism in Eukaryota, Viridiplantae, Streptophyta, Magnoliopsida, Malvales, Malvaceae.
AGAUUUAGAAGGAAAAAAAAAACAAAGCCGAAAGAGAAAAAAAGAAAAACAGUAUUUUGAUUAACAGGUAAGAGAAUAGAAAUUGAAAUUAGGGUUUAGCAAAGUGUGAAAAAAUGGGAGUUUUGACUAUGGAAACUUUGCCUUUAGGGUUUAGAUUCAGGCCGACCGACGAAGAGCUCAUCAAUCAUUACCUUAGAUUGAAGAUCAACGGUCGUCAUUCCGAGGUUGAGGUCAUUCCUGAAAUCGAUGUCUGCAAAUGGGAGCCCUGGGAUUUACCUGGGCUGUCUGUGAUAAAAUCGGAUGAUCCGGAGUGGUUCUUCUUCUGUCCGCGUGACAGGAAGUACCCGAAUGGCCACCGCUCCAACAGAGCUACCGAUAAAGGGUACUGGAAAGCUACCGGCAAGGAUCGAACCAUCAAGUCAAAAAAAUUGCUCAUCGGCAUGAAGAAGACCUUGGUUUUUUACAAGGGCCGUGCUCCCAAGGGUGAACGCACUAACUGGAUCAUGCACGAGUACCGCCCCAUGACCAAGGACCUUGACGGCACCAGUCCUGGCCAGAGUGCUUUUGUCCUAUUUAAGUUGUUUCGUAAACCAGAAGAGAGGAAUGAUAUUGGGAAGGAUGAUGAAGUAGAACAACCUGGGUAUUUGCCUGCCAUGACAAAGUCUUCUCCUGAUGAUACUUCAUCGGAUCUUCUCCAAGAUACAGUGUCAUCGGAGACACAAGCUCAAAAGCCGGAUAACUUAAUGCAUAAUAAUCUAGUAACGGGUGAUAGCAGCUGCAAUAGUCAUAUGACUUCCGAUGCAGAAGAUAAUGCUGUUGAAGAAACUAUGGUAGAGAAAUUUCCACUUCAGGAAGACAAUUCGAAUUUGUGUGAGCCUAAUUUCGGUGAAAUCGACAACAAAGUCUUCUCGCCAAUGAAAUCGUAUUUUUUUGAUGAUCUGCCACUCUGCAUGGAUUCUCCAUAUGCAAAUGAUUUCGGCCAUGACCAAAACGGAUAUCAGUUCCAGGAUGGGUCUUGUGAACAAGAUUUAUCUUUCUCAUUGUUGGAUGCGGUCCUCAAUAACCAUGAUGACCUCUGUGCAGAAUUGAAUGGUCAGAAGAGCUCCUUUCCUGGAACUGGGAUGCCCUUGUCUGAUAGUUUAUUCAUCUCACCAGAAACCUCCUAUCUCAAAGAAAAUGGCAUAUACAGUGAUGCAGAUGCUAAAAUGCUGCAACAACAGUAUCAAUCAAAGAUUGGAGCUCCCAAGUGGUUUGGUGGGCAUAUUGAUAAUAAGGAAUCUGUGCAAAUGCAAACUUCCUUCCAACCCAGCUGUGCUCAAACUGAACUUCAUGACCAAGAGAGUGGAAUGGGAAAUAUUGGUGAUCUUGGAAACUAUGCUGUUGGCCAAGCAACUUAUUCCACUGAUUCUUCUAUGGGUAAUAAUAAUUAUUUGCAACAAUUAGCCAGUCUGAAGAGUUAUAACAAUGAUGUUGGUGAUCUUGGUGGAACAACUGGAAUGAAGACUAGAGCCUUCCAGCCUCAGCAACAGUCAAAUUUUGAAAACCUUAGAACUGGAAUCAGGAUUAGGGCCCGUGGACCUCAGCAACAACCGAAUUUAGAUAACACCGUAUAUCAAGGAACUGCUCCAAGAAGAAUACGCCUGCAAAAGAAGCUUUCUUGUGGGCCAAUGAAAGUUUCUGCAGGCUGUGUUGAUGAUAGCAAAACUAGCCCUGGUGAAGAAGUUCAGUCUGUUCUAAGUGAGGUCACAGAAGCAGAAGCUACAGAAGAGACUUGUAGCUCUGAUGAUGAGUCAGAGAAAGAGAACCAACCAUUCAAGCUCAAUGGCGUCAAAGAUAUUGCUGAAGAAUCUUCCACAAAACUGAGACAGAGGGUGAAGCAAGAUGGUGAGGGAAGUAGCUGCGAAACGGCUCCAUCAGUGCAAUCGAACGCGGCUGCCACACAUCAUCAUCCCCACUUGAGCUCACUGUCGGUUCUUGUUAUCACUGUUUUCAUUAUUACUAUAUUGAUGGUUCUUGUCAUGGGAAAAGGGAGAUGAGUUGGAUCUUUGGUUCUUGAUGUGGUUGAAAACAGGCAUGUAGGUAGGUUAAUCCAUUUCCCACUGUACCGUGGUGUGAAAAUUGAUCAGGUUUUGUAAAUUGUAUCCUACGUCUAAUAUGUUAUCAAUUCCAUAUGUUACUAGUUUGCAUAUUU